This is a messenger RNA of Baudoinia panamericana UAMH 10762, 531 nucleotides long. RefSeq lists its product as uncharacterized. NCBI's taxonomy places the organism in Eukaryota, Fungi, Ascomycota, Dothideomycetes, Mycosphaerellales, Teratosphaeriaceae. The transcript has a single exon. The record is from RefSeq and is a predicted model, not a curated record. The coding region runs from base 1 to 531 and encodes 176 amino acids.
AUGACUCUUGAAGAAGUAUUCGCAAACCUCUGUUGGCCGCCGACUCGUUUGAACCUUGCUACAGCAAGCGAAGAGGCACAUAAGGGAACCGACGCCGCGAGCUUGGGAGCAGGGCUCAUCGCUGAAAGUCACGCUGGCGACACAUAUUGUAGCAAGCUAAGUGCAGAGAACUGCCCGGACACAAUGGACUUUUCCAUCACUAGGUCGACGACUACCGCCGCCACUUCAUCGAUCAAGGAGGGCUGCAGCUGCCUCCGCCCGGCAUGCCAUCACGGUAAAGGCAAAGCGAAUUCGACCGAUGAUCAACAGGUACACUCGGUGUACCGUCAGCGAUUUCACCAGCGGCAACCAACGUUGCAAGCGGGCCAUUGUGUUCCACAGCACGCUCGCUCUAAGCCCUAUAGAUUGCGAAUCGAAGAUGCCCUCUAUGACCUUCCUGGGUGGUUUGGCUCUGCGCCGGUUGAUGGAGCUUUUACGGGCUACGUUUGCGUAGCGGUUUCCCGCACCAGAGCCUUCGUAAAGCGCUGUUAA